CAGUAGUAGUAGUAUAUUGUGCACAGCAGUAUAUUAUGAACUCUGGAAAUGAUGCUGCCUUGCCUUCACGUGGUAUUGGAAUUCUUAUCAAUAUUUCUUUCUUCAUCAAAAAAAGAUAAAAAAAAAGAAAGAAAAAAAAAGAAAUAAUAAAAAGGAAAUUAAGUUAAAAUUGACCUCAAGUCAAAAUCACGAGGAAAUUUAAGAUAGCACGUGAAGGCAGCAUUAAUUUUGCGGAGGAAGACUUUUACUGUGAAGUUCGUUAGUGGGCGCCAAAGCUCUCAUCUCACUAGUUUGCGUAAUUGAGUUCACAGACAGAACAUAACACAAUUAGCCUAGCAAACAGUUAUUUUUUAUUUUAUUUUAUUGAAAUGUUACAUUUAAAUAAAAAAUACAUUUAAAAAGAAUUAGCAACCUGUUUUCCGAUAAACAUUAUUUUUUUCUCUCGUGCGAAACCACGCCCCCAGUACGUGACCUUUGCUCAAACUUGCUUUGACUCAACGUCAACGUUCACUUUUUAAUGCGGGAGAAACAACUUGAGAAGAACAGGCGUGUUGUUCAUCAAGCGGCCGAAGAAAAAUCUGUACAGAUUUUACAGAAAAUCUAGAGGCAGCGCGUGGGCGACAAUAAUCCAGACGGAGGAAUAUAUGAUCUACCUUGAGAGGAAACUUCAUGCAGUGUAGAUACUGCAAAUACAGUUGUGCCAGUCAAAAUCUGCUGCUGAGACACUGCAGGCUAAAGCACUGGCGCCCAGGCCGACGUGAACCAUUGUUGUGCCUGUACCCUGAGUGUGUCUGCUCUUUUAAAACACCAGAAAACCACUAUGUUGCUGCGAGUGAUCGUGAAUCCAGAGUGCAUAAAAAAGCUGACACUCCCCGAAGUGCCAUCAUCAGUAGAUGAGCUCAAAGAAAUUCUUUGUGACAAACUGAAAAUUGAUCAAAACUUUGUGAUCCAGUAUGAGGAUCCUGAUUUUGGUGGUCAGCUUUGCAAUUUAAGUAACAUAGAAGAACUUCCAUCUGAAAAGGUCACACUGAAGAUUAUUUGGGAAAUGUUCAAAACUGCAGUAGAAGAAUCCCCAAGAAAUGAAAGAACAGGGUCUGAAACUGAUUUUACCCUUGACACAGCAAGCGUCUCAUCCAAUCUGUCCAGUCCAUCUUCUUCCACAGUCAGGGAAGAGCGUUGGCCACGUGUUUUCCUAAUCCCAAAUUUCUCCUAUGAUGUAGAGUUUAGACUGAGAAAAGCUAAUGAAGUCUAUGAAAAACAACACACUACCAUGGAUGUUACACGAGACAUCAAGAUAGAAAUACUGGAGAAGUUGGCAGAAACAAUGUACUCCUUUAAAGCUUACCCAAAUGAUUCUGAAAUUGAGCAGGUGGCACUUGCGUUAGUUUCCAGACAUCCAUGUCUAAGGGAACUUGGCUGUGACACAGGAUGCAAAGCCUGGAAGAUGAGCUUAAAAUUUAAAAUGGGGAAUUACAGACAAAAAUUACGCCAUGCUGGAUGUAGUGAGCUUGAUAAUAAAAGAGAUGAUGGUUCGAGAGUACCCCAGAAGAAACCAAGAAGAUCAGAAAUCAACUUCCUUCCAGACAAUCCUGUUGGUUUAGAUGAUGCUGCAUUGGAACAUGAAAGGGAACAGCUUAAACUUGAAGCAAAGAAAAAGAACAUGGACAUGACAAAACUGAACGACAAAAUGGAAACUACAUUCCCUCUCAGGAGAAAAGAAAUAGUCAAUGAGCAACCCAUGGUCUCUGUCAUCAAAGAAAGAUGGCCUGGCCUCUUUUUGGAGGAGCAAGUUUGUAGAGAGUUCCAAAGGAUCACUUGUGUGAACCUUAAAACGGCUUUCAUGACAGCUCUUAACAAAUAUAGCAACGCCCUCAUCAAAAUGUAUCGGGCAAAGAGUAAAGACCUUGGAGGUGACAUGAAAAUGAUCCUGGACCAUUUUGAUGAGCAGACAACUGAUAUCUUAUCACACAGACACGCUACAGCUUUACGGGGACUCCCCUUGUACCUCAGGGAGCGUGAUGCAAUAUCAAAGACUUGUCUGGACACUGAUUUGCAAGAAACCUACACAAGAGGUGUGAAAUUGUGCAUCCUUGAAGUCAUGGAGGACGAUAUCUCACAGACAACAAAGACAUGUCUAAACUUCGCCAUCAUUCUUGAGGAAACCGUUGUCAUGGAGGACCUACCUGACUUUCCUACUGCUUUCAUGGUACUCUUUGGACUUCUCUAUGCGCUGAACAUUGAGUAUUCAAAGGGACUAAAAUACACAUUUGAGGCAGUGCAGAACAUCUUUGUGGGAUUGGGAGAAAAGUGCACCAACAGAGUCCAGUCCCUAAAGAAUAAGCUACUUGCUGUUUAGGGAGUUUUAGAUGAUUUUACUGUUGGUGGGUACAUUUGGCAUAAUGAUGUUUGUUAGGAUGUUAAUGUAUAUUGUUUAGUGAAAUUUGAAUUUUAAAGCCUUAGCCUUGAAUUCUUUAAAAUGUUUACAUUUGCUACUGUUCAGCCACAUUUCAUAUUCAGUGUUAGUGCUUUAUAAUACUGUUUUAUUGCAGUAUUUCAAUUUUCAUGGUUGAAUCGAUACUCAGAGUUAGUGUUUUGUAAUACUGUUUUAACAGCAGUGUUUAAAGGGUUAGUUCACCCAAAAAUGAAAAUUAAGUCAUUAAUUACUCA
Messenger RNA from Pimephales promelas (fathead minnow), 2667 nucleotides. Lineage: Eukaryota; Metazoa; Chordata; Actinopteri; Cypriniformes; Leuciscidae. The record is from RefSeq and is a predicted model, not a curated record.